Molecule: messenger RNA, 258 nt
Organism: Iphiclides podalirius (scarce swallowtail)
Lineage: Eukaryota; Metazoa; Arthropoda; Insecta; Lepidoptera; Papilionidae
Source: the annotation of a GenBank genome assembly
AUGACAUUGAAGGUGAAAGAAUUCUGUGAAGCUGAACAAAAGAAUCAAGGUGUUUUAAUACCACUGAACAAUGUUCGGAAGAGAGUCGCCGCCAUAACAGGUGUGUCAGAGAAAACUAUAACAAGAAUUACAAAAGAAGGGUUCGGUGGCAAGGAAUGCGUGGCGUCGUAUAAAAGCUCGGUCGUUGCCUCCAGCCUGCGCGUCCUCGGGGCAUCGAUGGGGGCGACGCACUACGCCCUCUGCCGGCCGAAUGACAAA